Solanum pennellii is the source of this 1027-nucleotide messenger RNA. Its product is annotated as gluconokinase. The record is from RefSeq and is a predicted model, not a curated record. Gene Ontology annotation, cellular component: cytoplasm. NCBI's taxonomy places the organism in Eukaryota, Viridiplantae, Streptophyta, Magnoliopsida, Solanales, Solanaceae. Bases 165 to 845 code for a protein of 226 amino acids. Gene Ontology annotation, molecular function: gluconokinase activity. The transcript is spliced from 4 exons.
GGGGCCCAAAAUACAAAUUAAUUUCACAUUUCUUCUGUAUUUGCCGGCGAAGACUUGAUCUUGCUUUUUCCGGCGAACCAAUCUCCGUUCAUUUCUCCGGCGAAAUUCCGUUUGAUCAGAGAGAUGCACAAAACCUUGUAAUAUCUGAAGGGGUUAAUCAUCUAAUGCUUUCGACAUCAAGCACUUGCAAUUGUGUCGUAAGUUUUCCGAAAAUGUCAUCCGACUACAAAGGUUUGUAUUCACCUUCCAUUCUUCUUUCAUUUGUUAUGGAUGAUAUGAUGAAACUUCUCCUCUUGCAUGGAAUGUCUUACCUCACAGGAAAAGCUAUUGUACUUAUGGGUGUCAGCGGAGCUGGAAAAUCAACAAUUGGUGAGAUGCUUGGAAGAGCUGUUCAUGGCCGCUUUCUUGAUGCAGAUGAUUAUCACUCAGAGUCCAACAAAGAGAAGAUGAAGAAUGGGAUACCUCUUUCAGAGGAAGAUCGUGUUCCAUGGCUUGAAGCAUUGCGGAAUACACUGAGAAGAGGAUUAGUUGACAAUGAAACACUGGUUCUUGCUUGUUCAGCUCUGCAAAAGCGGUACAGGGAAAUCCUUAGAUCUGCAGACCCAAAUUAUGAAUCAGGUUCUUAUGCGAGUAUUGUUAAAUUCGUGUUGUUGGACGUUGGGGCUGAAGUGCUUGCCGCUCGGCUGGUCAAGAGAGCAGCUGAGGGAAAGCAUUUCAUGCCUGCAACGCUCUUGCAGACCCAACUGGAGUUGCUUCAGAUUGAUGAAGCAGAAGGGAUACUUAAGGUUGAUGCUACUAUGGAUCCUGACUCCAUAUUGAAAACCAUACGAACUUUUGUCGUCUGAUCAUAAGUCUACAAGGAAUGGAUUAAAUUGAAGAUGAAUCACUUUAAAGAGAAGUCUGUGAUAAAAAAAAUUUCUUAUUGUAAUAUAAAUUUUUCAUUGCAUUUUUUGAUAGCAAGACAUACAUCUGAACAACAAAUCUAAGAAAAAUUAGAUGAAAUUAAGUAAUGAUGUUUCUCAUUCAA